AUGCAAGCGUAUAAAUGGAAUCUUGUAGUUAUGGUCUACAACACACUGGUUCCUGGUUCAGAUGUGCUAGCCGAAGAAAUCAAAAAGUUACAAGUUGAAAGAAGUGCACAAGAUCAUCCAAACUACUUCGAAUUUGAAAUAAAUUAUCAAUUUCCGUUUGAAGGACUAACUUCUAUUGAAUUCACUGAAUGUAUAGAUCAAAUGUUAAGAGAAAUUCGUCCAUGUUUAGAACCAUUAGUUAAUAUCUUAGAAAGUAUUUGGCGUGCAGAUGCAAGAGUUAUUAUAUUCAAUGGAAAUUUCUUUGAUUUAAAUACACUACUGUAUAUAGCAGAUAGUUUGAACGGAACGAAACAUGAACACUUGAAAGCGUUGUUUGGUGAGGAUUAUGUAUGGAUAUUUACACCAUCUACAAUGAGUUCACUUACGGUAGCAGAUAAUCAGGACAAAGUUUCAGCAGAUAAUAAUGUCCUUGCCGAAUCAACAAUGUUUAAAAAAAUUCCCGGAAUGUUUGGAUUAAUAUGUCUGAAUGAUCAUGGUAGUCGUAAACGUAGUGCUGAAAUAGCACGUGAAGUUUGGCAAAAAUCAAUGAUUGAAUUAAUUUAUCAGUUAACACAAAUCUAUCCACCAGACAGAUCAAUACAGAUUGACACACCGAAUAAAGAUACACUGAUUUACUUUAAGCAAAUUCUAGAAAAACUUAGACCUGUUAAAUUGUGUCAAUAUUCUGAUCAUUUAAGUUGGCAGUGGGGAAGACGAAUGUAUGAUAUAAUGCACACAAUCGUUGUUAAUGUGGACAAUGAACCGAUCAGCUUCCUUCCAAAUGGUGGGCUCAACGUCUCCAAGUUAUAUAUUUAUAAUUCAAGGAUUAUCGAAGGUCGGAUGAAAUGGUACAAGGUUGGAACUUGGUCUAUGAGUAGCAAAUGGGGUCGAAGUAAAUCAAGACUUAGAAUUGAUGGUGUUACAUGGCCAGGUGCAUCGAAUUCCCCACCUAGAGGUCGACCACACAAAUUCAAAUUACGUGUGGUAACAAUAAAAGAAAUACCAUUUGUAAUUUAUAGCAAAGCCCAGGAGGGUGGAACUUGUGAUGCUAAUUCAAUUCCAUGCAACUGA
This is a messenger RNA of Heterobilharzia americana, 1110 nucleotides long. The record is from the annotation of a GenBank genome assembly. Lineage: Eukaryota; Metazoa; Platyhelminthes; Trematoda; Strigeidida; Schistosomatidae.